This is a messenger RNA of Phialemonium atrogriseum, 2337 nucleotides long. Its product is annotated as arylsulfatase. Gene Ontology annotation, molecular function: N-acetylglucosamine-6-sulfatase activity; glycosaminoglycan binding; arylsulfatase activity. The transcript has 3 exons. The coding region runs from base 403 to 2241 and encodes 612 amino acids. The record is from RefSeq and is a predicted model, not a curated record. Lineage: Eukaryota; Fungi; Ascomycota; Sordariomycetes; Cephalothecales; Cephalothecaceae. Gene Ontology annotation, biological process: phenol-containing compound metabolic process.
UGGGGAAGGACCCUUGGGCUGUUAAGAUCUGGGGUUGAAGCUAUUUGCAACCACCUCGUGUCUCCGUGGGUUCUAUCUUUGGCUCUUUUGGCCUCCGCCGGCAUGCUCAACCUGCUCGUUUUACUGGGGCGUCGUAACGGCGAAUCAACAACAGACGGUGAUCGACACUGAUCGACAGCAGACCCAGACCCGGAUGCUCUUCUCAACCAGGAUGACGACUGCAAUUUUCUAGCACGCACCUCCCAACGGCCAACAAGCAGUAUUCUUGGCGGCUUGGCAAUAUAUGUACCACUCGUACCGCCACCUAUUAUUUUAUUACUCCAACAGACGUCAAGUUGCCCCCACCUCCGAGCCUGACAGGGACGGUGAUACCAUCGCAACCACAACACCGGCAUCGGCACCAUGCGACUCCUCCAUUUGCGAAGCGUGCUGCUUCCAGUCUGCCUCAUGGGCAUAGGCCUGGCACACGCGCAAGUGACGGAUUCCAGCCCUCAUCAAGCACCUCUCCCACCCGCCGCCAAUGGCGACGCUCCGAGUGAGGCUGUCCGCCCCAACAUCGUCUUCAUCAUCACAGACGACCAGGACCUCCACAUGGACUCGCUGGAUUACAUGCCCUUUGUCAAACAGCAUAUCGUAGACGAGGGGACCUUCUUCCGGCGCCAUUUCUGCACCACGGCGCUUUGCUGCCCUUCAAGGGUAUCGUUGUUAACUGGAAAAUUGGCGCACAACACGAACGUGACCAAUGUGGUCCCCCCAUACGGAGGAUAUCCCAAGUUCAUCUACGAGGGGCUGAACGACAAGUACCUUCCCGUUUGGCUGCAAGAAGCCGGCUACAACACCUACUACACUGGGAAGCUGUUCAACGCCCAUAGCACGUCCAACUACAACAACCCAUAUGCGGGUGGGUGGAAUGCCUCGAGCUUUUUGUUGGACCCGUUCGUGUAUUGGUACAUGAACAGCACCUACAGCAACAAUGAAGGCCCGAUAGAGAGUUUCGAAGGGCUGUAUAGCGUGGAUGUGCUCGCCAACAAGUCGACUGCGCUCCUGGACGAGGCAAUCAAGGCAGACAGGCCCUUCUUCCUCGGGAUUGCCCCUGUCGCCCCGCACGCAAACAUCUGGGCUCCGGGAUACAAGGACGGCCUGGGCAGCAACGUCUCGGAUGUCGUAUUCUCGCCGCCUGUAUGUGCCGAGAGGCACGCCGACCUCUUCGAGGGCGUCCAGGUUCCGAGAACGGACAAUUUCAAUCCCGAUAAGCCGUCUGGCGGGAGCUGGAUACGGAGGUUGCCCCAGCAGACGCAGGAGAACGUCGAUUUCAACGAUCACUACUACCGCCAGCGCCUCCGGGCUCUGCAGAGCGUCGACGAGAUUGUGGACAGCGUUGUCAAGCAGCUAGAGGCCAACGGAAUCAUCGACAACACCUACAUCAUCUACACGACCGACAACGGAUACCACAUCGGCCAGCACCGCCUCCAGCCCUCCAAGCAGUGCAGUUUCGAAGAAGACAUCAACAUCCCCUUCAUCGUGCGCGGGCCCAACGUGCCCAAGAACCUGGUAACCGACAUCAUCACCACGCACACCGACGUGGCGCCCACCCUCCUCAGCAUAGUCGGCGCCCCGAUGCGCGACGACUUCGACGGCGUAGCCAUCCCGCUGACGGCCGACGCCAUCGCCGACGCGGGCCGCACGCGGCACGAGCACGUCACGGUCGAGCACUGGGGCUUCGCGUCCAACGAGGGCACCGUGUACGAGGGCUUCCAGAAGAUGUACUUCAACAACACGUACAAGGCCGUGCGCGUCUACGGCGGCGGCGGGGCUUACAACCUGCUCUACCAGGUGUGGUGCAACAACGAGCACGAGCUGUACGACAUGAACACCGACCCGGGCCAGAUGGUCAACCUGCUGCUCCCGGAGGAGACGCCGUCGGCGCCGGCAAGGAAGCUGCUGGGUGUGCCAUUGGAGCAGCUGACGACGCGCCUGGACGCGCUGCUGUUUGUGCUCAAGUCGUGCAAGGCAGAGGCGUGCGUGCAGCCGUGGAAGGCGCUGUUUCCGGCGGAGAAUGUGGGGAACCUGCAGGAUGCGCUGGCGGAGCGGUAUGACUCCUUCUUUGCGCAGAGGUCGGGGGUCGAGUUUAAUCAGUGCGAGAUGGGGUAUAUCCUGGAGUCCGAGGGGCCGCAGUUCGGGGAGGAUGGGGCGGAUGGUCCGGCUUUCCAGAUUGAUGCGAAUUGGCAUGAGUUUACUUGAUGGGAGUGGAUGGAGAGGAUGUGAUAGUUGAUUGGAGAUGCUGAAUUGGAAAAGUGGUAGAGAAGAGAGGAGACGAAAAAGAUGAUCCUGAGAAGA